UCCAUGUUACAGGAAAGGGCAUUCCCUCUGAAACAAAAUCAGAAAGCCAUUGGCAAAGGCAAUCAAUCAGACCACAAGUAGCUAUUUACCCCCUUUCUUUCCGGGGUUGGAGGUGGGCUGGGAGUCCUCAAAGGUGCUGGGCAACUUGUAGAGCGAGUAAUAUGCCCUCAGGCCGGCGGCGACACUCAGGCCGCUUUUGUCUCGGCUACCGGCCAGGCUUCAGAGGCUUUGUACCAUGGAUUUGGGAGUGACAAUGGGCAUCUCCCUCAGAUUCAAGGCUGCCCAGCUUUACCUCUGGAAGCAAGAAAAAGAAUUGGGAAAGGAGUGGCCCAAGGAUCUGUCCCUUUGGAUUUUUUUUUUUUUUUUCUCCACGUAUUUCGGGAAUCUACUUGGAGGCCUCUUAGAAAGGCGCAAAACAACCUUGACCUGGGAGACGCGGUUCCCACAGGCCUCACUGAAGCCCGGACAGGGCAGCUGGUGGGGGCCGGCCCGAACUGGCAUUUGGGUUCUUCCCUCUGUCGCGUGUUUUCUUUCAGGGCCUCUUCAGCAGCCGGGGAGAAGACACGGACCCUGACCGACACUGUUUGCGCUGUAGACUCCACGGCUCGCUGGCCCUUCCGAGGGCUGACAGAAAUCCCCAACACGGCCACCGCCGACGCUGAGCCUGGCUGGGCCUGUCCACGAGCCAGGCCGCCUCGACUCUCCCCUCCGGCCUCGGCGUGUGCCUAGCCUCACGUCGAGGCUGUGUGUGGCUGCGCGGGCGUGUGUGAAUGUGGUAGGGGGAGGGGGCGCUCCGAGCUGCUCCAUCCGUCCGUUUUAUUAGGGACACAUUAAUCUAUAAUCAAAUACACCUCAUAAAAUUUUUAUUGAAAGGCAUAAUAUCAUUACAGAGGUCUUCCACCUGUUUUAAACAACACGACAAGCUGUGAGAGAGCGUGUGUGUGUAUGUGUGUGUGUGUGUGUGUAUGUAUGUAUGUGUGGGGAGGGGUGGGUUUAGGUAGCGAGAGAAACGAGGGGAGAAAACUCCCCUUGGGCGCCAGGGGGCCGCCCUUAAAGGCCCGCCUGCCUCCGGCUGCUCAAGGUUCUGGCUAAGUGCUAGGUGAGCCUGUGGACGCGCGACCCGCGGCUCUGAGCCCAGGAGCUGGAGAGCCAGAGCCCUGGUCGAGACUGCAGGACCCAGAGUGGCAAAAGGAGAUGAACAAAUAGUCCCCAGCGCCUCCUCCGGCCGCUGAUGGGCCUGUGGUCCCAGCCACCGCCGGGCUGGCCGGGCCGAGUCGGGCCGGGCCACGCCGAGCGGGCUCCUAUACCUGGGCCUACGGACUCUAAUUAUCGCGCUUAUGUUGAUGAUGAUUUUUUUUUUUUUUAAAAUCACAGCAGCCCCCAGUUUAGCGGACUGAUUUACUCCCGGUAUUGGUAAAUAUGAUCACGUGGGCCGCGCGACCAAUGGUGGAGGCUGCAGCCUGCGAACUAGUCGGCGGCUCCGGAGCCGGCGGGGAGCGGCUCGGCGGCGGGCAGUGUAACCUUGGGUGGGAGCGCACGGCGCCUCAAAAUGUCCUCCAGUGGCACCCUCAGCAACUACUACGUGGACUCCCUCAUAGGCCAUGAGGGCGACGAGGUGUUCGCGGCACGCUUCGGGCCACCGGGGCCAGGCGCGCAGGGCCGGCCUGCAGGUGUGGCCGACAGCCCGGCAGCGUCUGCCGCCGAGUUCGCCUCGUGUAGUUUUGCCCCCAAAUCGGCCGUGUUCUCUGCCUCGUGGUCCGCGGUGCCCGCCCAGCCCCCGGCGGCGGCGGCGAUGAGCGGCCUGUAUCACCCGUACGUGCCCCCGCCGCCCCUGGCCGCCGCUGCCGCUGCCUCCGAGCCUGGCCGCUACGUGCGCUCCUGGAUGGAGCCACUGCCCGGCUUCCCUGGUGGCGCGGGCAGUGGUGGUGGCGGUGGCGGUGGCGGAGGCGGCGCCCCGGGCCCUGGUCCCAGUCCUGGCCCCGGUGGCCCAGCCAACGGGCGCCACUACGGGAUUAAGCCUGAAACCGGAGCGGCCCCGGCCCCAGUCGCAGCCUCCACCUCCUCCUCCUCCACUUCCUCGUCCUCCUCCUCCAAACGGACUGAGUGCUCUGCGGCCCGGGAGUCCCAGGGGAGCGGCGGCACCGAUUUCUCGUGCAACUCGUUCCUGAGGGACAAGGCUGCAGCGGCGGCGGGGGGAACCGGGCCCGGGGCGGGGAUCCGGUCCGGGCCCGGGGCAGGCGGCUCGUCGGAGCCCUCGGCUUGCAGUGAUCACCCGAGCCCCGGCUGCCCGCUGAAGGAGGAGGAGAAGCAGCAUCCGCAGCCGCCGCAGCAGCAACUUGACCCAAACAACCCCGCAGCGAACUGGAUCCACGCUCGCUCCACCCGGAAAAAGCGCUGUCCCUACACCAAAUACCAGACGCUUGAACUAGAGAAGGAAUUCCUCUUCAACAUGUACCUCACCCGGGACCGGCGCUACGAGGUGGCCAGGAUUCUGAACCUCACAGAGAGACAGGUCAAAAUCUGGUUCCAGAACCGUAGAAUGAAAAUGAAAAAGAUGAGCAAGGAGAAAUGCCCCAAAGGAGACUGACCCAGCUCGGUACCGGCAGCAGCUCUCAAAGGCAACGGAGUUUAUCUUUGUGGGUGCUUGAUUUCCAGAAACUCUGCAGCGACUCAGACUUUUUUUUUUUCUCCCCCUUGGUAGAAGUGACUGUGUGGUUGGUCUCUGUGAGGUAUUUGGGGAACUCUGUAUUUGCUCGCUUCUGUGUUGGAGAAACCAAGUGGCUUUGGGGUUUCAUCUAUUCCACUCCCUCCCUUUCCUGCUUCAUCGGUUCCUUAGGAAAUGCUAUAUUUUGUGAGUGCACGCUGGCUUGAGGAGCCCUCUCAAUGUGUUAAUGUGCCCCAUGUUUCUGAAAAGUGCUGUAGUUUAGCUCCGGGAGCCUCACCAAACCGGACCAAGCGCGCCCCAAUCCGAGAAGCUGAAGGCAGAGGAAGACACUGUGCAUACCCCAGCUGCUCGCCCAGGCCUAAGCCUGAGUGGUUCGGUCACCCACCGGGUUUUGAAAGCCCACUUUCAACAGGGACCCCGCGGGCUGAGACUUCGAGUGAGGCCUAGGAAGAAGCCUGGGGCCUCGGGUGGGUGGGUGGGGGUCUGUUCUUAAUGUUUUGGAGCAGUUACUCUUUCUGGGAAGGCUGGGCUCACGUGAGCUGCUUUGGUUUGUGGCCCUCAGGGUUCCUGCUCGAGGACCAGUUGUAAAUGUUAAUGCUUCCUACCAAUAAAUGCUAACCUGAUCAAAUGGA
Messenger RNA from Marmota monax (woodchuck), 3297 nucleotides. RefSeq names its product homeobox D9 (gene Hoxd9). Gene Ontology annotation, biological process: DNA-templated transcription; regulation of transcription by RNA polymerase II; proximal/distal pattern formation. Bases 1550 to 2587 code for a protein of 345 amino acids. Lineage: Eukaryota; Metazoa; Chordata; Mammalia; Rodentia; Sciuridae. Gene Ontology annotation, cellular component: nucleus. Gene Ontology annotation, molecular function: RNA polymerase II cis-regulatory region sequence-specific DNA binding; DNA-binding transcription factor activity, RNA polymerase II-specific. The record is from RefSeq and is a predicted model, not a curated record. The transcript has 2 exons.